AUGUCGAAAAACCUUCCAAUAUACGAUUCAGAUUACUGGCGAGCAUAUGAAGUCCCGGGCUUACAAAGUGAAUGGGAUAUUCAUGUCGAGUCUAACCCUCGUCGGGUCCUCGACGCUCUUCACAUCAUGUCCCCCAGAGAACCGCCAAACAAAUGGGGAGAUGACUUCACGGUGAGGCAACCUCCAGCCGCACCAAGAUCUUUCAAUCUAUCUGACCCACGAAAUUCACAGAGCGUGUUUCCUGCAGAGAUCGCCAUUGCGCGUCUGUCCUUGCAAGAUUAUCCUGGUCCUGCUUGGCAGCAUCUUGUGUCGGGUGGCGUCGUCGAGUUGCUAGUUCUCCAGGCGCUUAACGCGCCAUCGUGGGAAUCGCCCGCUUCCGUGCCGUUCCUUUCGACAAGUCGAGGACAGAAAGUCCACCUGUUUCGAGCCGUGAGUUCAAUCCACACCGCCUCUACGUACAUCACAUGGGCUAUAUCGUUCUCAAUCACUCUCACAAACCCCCUCUCGGAGAACGACCGUCUCGUUAUCGAUACAGUGCGAAAGUACUGGUUUUGGACCGACUUCAAUGACGACUCGUUCCUAUCGAAGGCCUGGGGCCGAACCGAGCGAAUUCUGUUUGCUUCUUUGAUAAUUACUGUACUAUACUACGACCCAUCAACAUUCAAGAUCCUCGACGACGCUGCUGACCUUACACUCCCGUUGCUUGUCCGAGCUACUCUUUCAGGCAGCGACAGGUACAAACCUUACGCUAAUACCGAAUUCAAGAUAGUCUCUGCCUCCGUCCUUCGCCAGUUCAUCGCUCCUUUUAACAAAAAUGCUAAAGAAUACCGCAAGACCUAUCCAAUCCCGGACUCUACUCUUGACCGCAUCGUUAAAGGCACCAACGGCUCUCUCAUCCGACUCUUCGACAAAUUGGCUUGGUAUCUCACAUGGCUCGACUCCGAUCAAACGGGAGCGUGCCUUUCUCUCAUCGAAGCGCUCUGCUAUCUUGCUAGACCUGUGCCACACCACUUUCAUGCUUUCUUGCGCUCUGAGGCGCUCUGGCGCAGUCUCUUCGCGCUCUUGCGGCGUACGGUCAUAGACAAUGAGUUUAGCGGGUUCGAGGGCAAGAAGCCCGUGAGGGAUCUCAUGGGAGAUCGGAUCUUAGAGCUGAUACUGGUUGGGCUUCGCUACGGAGAAGUACUUUCUUGGAACGAUUAUGCGAGCUUCGCAGCACUUCUUGCACAACAGGGUCUGUUUCAACUGCUGGAGGAUAUGCUAUGUUCUACCGAGAGUUGGACAGAACUGACUAAUCCUCUCAACAUUUUCGUUAAGCCGCUCAGUGAGCUUUAUUCCAAAUUCGAGAUCGCCGUAAGAUGUGCGCCCUCGUUGGCAGCGACACUUCGACCUCAUCUUCCUCGACCUCGUAUCAUGCGUGCACUUCUCGACGCCGCUUUUCCCGCCCCUUCACCCAAAGACGUUUUCGUCAGGAUAGGUGCUUUUCAGACGACCCAACACGAUAGCUAUGAUACAUUCUCGACGUUGCAGAGACUUGUACAGCUCCAAGGCGAAUGCGGGAGAAGAGGCUGUGCGGAGCCGGUGAAGGCGAGAUGUUCGAAGUGUCAGAUUUAUUAUUACUGUGGAGCUGAAUGUCAGAGAAGCGACUGGGACGAACAUAAGCUGGUGUGUGGGUAUAGCGUGGUGCAUGUGCAGAGAGAAAACGGGAUGUGGAUGCGGGAGACGACAUUGCCAAGGAGUCUUGCGAAGAAAGUGGAGACUAAGACGGCCUGCAGACCGUGCGAUGGCCCGCUAGAUUGA
Molecule: messenger RNA, 1797 nt
Organism: Stereum hirsutum FP-91666 SS1
Lineage: Eukaryota; Fungi; Basidiomycota; Agaricomycetes; Russulales; Stereaceae
Exons: 6
Coding region: 1-1797 (598 amino acids)
Source: RefSeq, a predicted model, not a curated record